CUAGUUUCACACUUACAAGCAAAACCAUCGGUUUUUUUAUUUGCGGCGUGCGGCGGAAAAGAGAAACCGAAAAGCAGCCAAUUUAUUGUUGUGAUCCGAUCCUGUUCCUGCAGGCUCCACUUAUCUUUAUCGCGUCCCCAACUUUUUUGUUCAGUGCAUCAAGUGCAACAAAAAAACGGAGCGGCAGACCAAAGCGGACACGCAAAACACAAAAAAAAAAAGGAAAACGAACCAGAGAGUGUGCGAGCAAGUGAGAGAGCAGAUCCCGCCAUCAUGAGCAAGAAGCCGACAGCCGGACCGGCGCUCCACAAGGUCAUCAUGGUGGGCAGUGGCGGCGUUGGAAAGUCCGCCCUCACACUGCAGUUCAUGUACGACGAGUUCGUCGAGGACUACGAGCCCACCAAGGCCGAUAGCUAUAGGAAAAAGGUUGUGCUGGACGGCGAGGAAGUACAAAUAGAUAUAUUGGAUACGGCUGGCCAGGAGGAUUACGCCGCCAUCAGAGACAAUUACUUUCGCAGCGGCGAGGGUUUCCUCUGUGUCUUCUCCAUCACAGACGACGAAAGCUUCCAGGCCACCCAGGAAUUCAGGGAGCAGAUAUUGCGGGUCAAGAAUGACGAGAGCAUACCGUUCCUGCUGGUGGGCAACAAGUGCGAUCUGAAUGACAAGCGCAAGGUGCCUUUGAGCGAGUGCCAAUUGAGGGCGCAGCAAUGGGCGGUGCCCUAUGUGGAGACCUCGGCUAAAACCCGCGAAAAUGUGGACAAGGUAUUUUUUGAUUUGAUGCGCGAAAUAAGAUCACGAAAAACCGAAGAUUCGAAAGCCACGAGCGGGCGUGCUAAAGAUAGAUGCAAGAAGCGGAGACUUAAGUGUACCCUACUUUAGGCAUUAGGUAUUUUAUGAUCUAAUCAGGGAUAUUUCAUCGCGUAAAAAACAACGUCAGACGGACGUGAAACAGCCGCCGAAGCCCAAUUCUCAUUGCUGCCAACUGCUGUAGGAUGAACAACAACAACAACAACAACAACAACAACCGACAACCAUACGAUGAACAACAAACAACUGCAGCAGCAACAACUUGGAAAACAACAACGGCCACACGGAUAACACCAACCACAGAAUAAAAGAUGAAGAGCAGACCGAUAUGUUAAUAAAUAAUUAACUUAGAGAACACCAGAACACACGCGAACAGCAGAAAAUAUCAAAAUUAUUUGCCACACUCAAAACUCAAACACGUAAUCCAAGUUAACUUGCAUUGUAAUAUACAUAAAUAUAUUAUUUAGGCAAUCAAUUUCCCCGAAAAAAUGAAAAGCAGCACAGCAGCUUACAAAUUCUGUCGUUUAGUUUUUGUUCUUUCUUUCAAUUUAUCGAUUUUUGUGUUGCCCCGUACAAUAAAAUGUUACAACUAAAACAAACACUAAAGCUUAAACGUAUUAAAUAUAAUCAAUCUUAGACACCUAAAGAAAACUCGUAAUAAUUAUGCAAUUUAAUAAAUGAUAUAGAUAUUUCUCUUGUUUAAUUAUACAUAUGCAUACAUUUUUUGUAAUAUUUUAAAGUUUAAUAGCGAAAUGCAAACAACACAAACCAACAAGAAACCACACAGAAAAGCUUUUUAUAAAUACAUCUAAAUAUAUAUUUAAAUAUAUACGAAAUAGUUUAAAGUAUGAAACACUUCAAAUGCUAGAGAGAAGAAGUAAAAAGAAAGGAAAAUGGAAAGAAAAGAUAUCUCCAAUUAUUAAUUGUAAACGAAGUGAAUCGAAACAAAUUUUUAAUGCAAUUUUUGUAAUUUUCUAAACCGAAAGCAAAUGAGUAGGGACAAAUAAACAAAAAUACAAAAGAACAAUGAUGAACUAAUGUUUGUAGCAAGCAUUGGAGAUUUUCCUUUACCUGCAGUUACUUUUUUUCCACGCUAAAACACAUCCAAUAAAUAUUUAGCAAUUA
Molecule: messenger RNA, 1932 nt
Organism: Drosophila subpulchrella
Lineage: Eukaryota; Metazoa; Arthropoda; Insecta; Diptera; Drosophilidae
Gene: Rala
Product: ras-related protein Ral-a
Exons: 6
Coding region: 274-879 (201 amino acids)
Biological process (GO): Ras protein signal transduction
Cellular component (GO): plasma membrane
Molecular function (GO): GTP binding; GDP binding; GTPase activity
Source: RefSeq, a predicted model, not a curated record